Messenger RNA from Salvelinus sp. IW2-2015, 1695 nucleotides. Its product is annotated as AKT-interacting protein. The record is from RefSeq and is a predicted model, not a curated record. Lineage: Eukaryota; Metazoa; Chordata; Actinopteri; Salmoniformes; Salmonidae.
CACCCUAGUGAUCAAGCAAAAACUGCCUGGAAUCUAUGUGCAGCCAUCCUACAAAUCAGCAUUGAUGUGGUUCGGGGUCAUUUUCAUCAGACAUGGCUUGUACCAGGAUGGAGUCUUCAAGUUCACUGUGUAUAUUCCAGAUAACUAUCCUGAUGGUGAAUGUCCUAGAGUGGUGUUUGAUAUCCCAGUCUUCCACCCACUUGUGGACCCUGUUUCAGGAGAGCUUGAUGUCAGGAGAGCCUUCACCAAGUGGAGGCGUAAUCACAACCACAUCUGGCAAGUCCUGAUGUAUGCACGCACGGUGUUCUACAAGAUCAACACUAUGGAACCACUCAACCCAGAAGCUGCUGUGCUGUACGACAAGGAUGUGCAGGUGUUCAAAAGCAAGGUGGUAGACAGCGUCAAACUAUGCAACAGUCACCUCUUCGACCAACCCAAGAUGGACGAUCCUUAUGCAAUAAGUUUCUCUUCAUGGAACCCAGCGAUCCACGACGAGGCGAAGGAACGGAUGUUCACACAUAAAAGACGGCCUGAGGAUCACCACAAGGGGCUGCAGGUGUCAGGACUGUCUUGGGUGAAGCCCGGAUCCACACAACCCUUYAGCAAAGAUGACAACCCUCCCCAKAGCUGAGCUGAUCCUGCAGUCCGAGUCAGCAGCCACUAGCGGAAGAUGCAGAGCAGAAUGCCACGCCACAGACUAGCUUCAGCAGCCGUUCAGUCGUAUGAAUAGGAACUGAACAAGUUGAAUGUACUUAAUUUUACRUUGCAACACUUGCGCUCAGCUUUAAAAGCAUUAUAGGCAUCUUGUGCUCAAACAGCUAUAGAACUAAAAAUGUGUAUAUUAUGUAAGUAAAUCAACAAUGACAACUGGUUUUCUUAGUAACACAGACUACAAUGCAAUCAGAGCUUUUUCCCUUUAUUUUCUUCUCUGCUCUUUGCACAUGCUUGGGUUUGGUCUAUGAAGAUAAUCACUCAAAGCUGGUUGAAAGGUGAGAAUAAAAAUCAGCAUUAAUUAUAGAUAUACUGUAUGGGUGGACUAUGGAUUCAUGACCGCUUGUUAAGGUGGGCUCAGGACAGUUAUUGUUUAUUAUUGGGACUGAAGAUGGACUCUAACCUUGGGUGUUCUUUUUCCCCCAAACAUAUUUGACUGAAAUCAAAUUAGAGCAACACUACAUUUUUGGGGCGAGGGAAAUUUUCGUUCUUUUGGAUUACGGUUUAGUGUCUUAUAUUUCUCUUUACUGUGUAAACUAUAUGUAAACUAUAGGUAAGAUGGAUAAUAUAUAUUGCAGACUGAGCAGCAGGCAAGUGUGGUUUUAAUUAAUAUGCUAAGUUAAAUAAUCACAUCCAUCUUUACGUUGCUUUUAAUUCUUUUUGAUUGUUCUAUUUACCCUUAUUGAGCUUAUUAAAGGUUUGUAUAAAUAUAAAACAUGUCUGCUGUGGGAAUGGCAGCCCUCCACAGACAACAUUGUUUUGCUCAAAGCUGUUGGAUAUUUGGCACAAUUUAUAUUGCUGUGAAAUGAUGUAAACACAUGCUGCCGUCUGGACUGUUGAAUUUGGCAAAACAAUGUGUACUUAUACUUCUCAUUUUACCUUUCCUAUAUGGAACCCAAACCUCAGUCAACAGUUUGUGCUGUAUAGGCAAUGAGUUUCGAAAGCUUUUCUUUGAAAGGAAAUAAACACGACAAUGCAUAUCAA